AUGGGAACACCUCCUCUUGAAGAGUGCACCUGCGGAGCGUGUGUCAAAUUUCAGCCACAAAUCACCAAAACCUUUGUUUGUUUUCAGGCUCAGAAGUUGAAGUCAAACUCGACAGUGGACGGCAUCUUCUGUGACCCUCAGAUCGACGGCCCAAGCUCAUCCAACAGCAUCUCACGGAGCUCCAGCACCCCACCCCAGGCCAGCACCAGCUCUCUGCUGCCCCUGCUGGUGUGGCUGUGGGUGUGCAUGGCUGACAGACAGUUUUAG
Molecule: messenger RNA, 267 nt
Organism: Knipowitschia caucasica
Lineage: Eukaryota; Metazoa; Chordata; Actinopteri; Gobiiformes; Gobiidae
Source: the annotation of a GenBank genome assembly